AUCUAAUGCGAAUGCUAAUGCCAAUGCGCAUGCCAUAAGCUGACGGAACGGAAAGGAUGUCGAAUUUGCGCAAUUUGUCAAUCGAGGAACAUCAGGAGCUGGACAGUUGGUUGGUCGGUAAGAAAAUCGUCUUGAAUCAUCGCACCAGACGCGAUCUAUCCGAUGUUGUCAACAUGGCGCUGCUUUUCAAGGAUGUCGUUGGCAAGUUGGUCAAUAUGAAAAACUAUACGUCUCAUGGUAAAUUAGCACUGAAGUUACUUAACUGGGAAACGUUCAGUCUGAAGGUAUUACGCAAGACGGGGCUCAUCCUGUCGCGCCCGUCACUGGAGCUGCUCGCCUCGGGCGACUUGAAUGCCAUAUGCUCGUUGCUGUUUCAUCUGAUGCGCAUCGAACGGGAUGGCAUACAGUUCAGCUCACGCCGAGCAUCUCCAGUCAAGGGCCAGCCGCCGUCAUCGCAAUCCCUAGACAAUGUCGAUGCCGAUGCUGUACAGCAGGCGAGUCCAAAAAUAACGCAUUCACAGAGCUCCACACAAACGUCGAACGAUCCGCAGAUGUCGCUGACGGAUGACAAAUCGAACAAUAUAAACGUGACAGAGACCCCCACACAGUCGCAGAUGGACCUACAAGCAAUGGCUGCCAGUGCCCAAAUGUCGCACAAUCUGAGUGUUGCCUGUGCCAACUACGAGGAGCAGUUGCGCAUCAACGAAAAGAAGGAGCUGUACAUCAUGUCCCUCGACCAGAAGGUACAAUAUCUCCAGAAGAUCAUACUCGAAAAGGAGAAGCGCAUCAAUCAGCUGCUCGAUCAUCUCUCCACACUAUCCGUGCGCAUCAUCUCCAUGCAAACGUCGAUUGCUGACGAACCUCUCCAACUCAAAAACCAAUAUUUAGCCAACGAAUGAGGAGCUCUUGCAGCAACUGCAAGCGCCGUCUGCACGAGACUCUUGCCUAACAGCACACACACUCAGAUCCACCCAGACAUACCCAAAUACACACACACACACACACACACCCAUAACCAAGCACACCCACCUACAUCCCCCCACGCCUACUCACAACCUCCCACAUCAUAUAUUUAUAUAUACGAUAUAUAUUUUUUGCAACUUUUACUUUUUUCUUAAUUCUUUUUUGGCUUUUUCCAAUUGGUCAAAAACAUUGACAACAAAAAUAAAACGAAAUUGUUGUGUUAUGCCCCCUCGC
Drosophila hydei is the source of this 1197-nucleotide messenger RNA. RefSeq lists its product as uncharacterized. Lineage: Eukaryota; Metazoa; Arthropoda; Insecta; Diptera; Drosophilidae. The record is from RefSeq and is a predicted model, not a curated record. The transcript has a single exon. Bases 57 to 899 code for a protein of 280 amino acids.